UAUAAAUACCUGCACCUGAUACCUGCAUGUCACACCUGUGCACAAUUGUCUGAUGAUCUUGUGGAGACCAAACACAAAGACAAGAAUGCAGACUACAACAGUAACUCUCCUGGUCAUUACUGCAGUCCUCUGGGGCAACAUAGAAGCUUUUUCAGACACAGCUGUGGACUGCUGUCUGACAACCAAGGAUACUCGUAUUCCAAUACAGAUUGUUGCAUCCUACUUUCACCAAACCACAGAGAGUGGCUGUGCCAUUCCAGCUACAGUAUUCAUCACAAAAAAAGACAAGAAACUGUGCGCUCCACCAGAGAAAAACUCCUGGAUUACUAGAAUCGUCACACACUUAGACAAGAAGAAAAAAACUCCUCAGUAGGAACACAGAUGGGAGGCGUACAUGAUGACACUGUAACUGCACUGAGCAACACUGGACUAGACAGGAAAUGACUACAAUUAUUAACUGCCACAGUGAUUUUUAAAAGAUAUUUACAAAGCAUUUUGGGAAUCAUGCAGAUAUGGGGAAUGCAUGAUGUUCGAACUUUGUAAAUGAUAAAAGCGGAUAUGCUAUUUGUUUAUAUUUGACUGCAUUGUCUUACUGUAGCAAUUAUGAGUCUCAUACAUUUGCAUGAAUUAU
This is a messenger RNA of Sinocyclocheilus grahami, 631 nucleotides long. Its product is annotated as C-C motif chemokine 3-like. The transcript is spliced from 4 exons. Gene Ontology annotation, biological process: immune response. The record is from RefSeq and is a predicted model, not a curated record. NCBI's taxonomy places the organism in Eukaryota, Metazoa, Chordata, Actinopteri, Cypriniformes, Cyprinidae. Gene Ontology annotation, molecular function: chemokine activity. Gene Ontology annotation, cellular component: extracellular region. The coding region runs from base 53 to 373 and encodes 106 amino acids.